AGACGAAAGACCAAUGUCUGCUCAUCUUUAAUAUCAGGUAUCGCGAACAUCAUCGUCUUCGGAGCGUCGUUGGGUGACUUCACUCAGGCGCACUUUGAUCCGCUGGCCGAAGUCGUGCUGACAAGAGCCUUGCCGCCGCUCUUUGGCCGGCCCGCAACAGCCUCUGCCUUACAGGAUGUUUGCCCCUCGCAGCUCUUUCUCGUACCUCGCUCUCUCCCCCCUGCUGCCCACACACGUACCCUUCUUGCUGCGCAAUUUCGCUGCCCUCAGAUUUGCCCUACUCUCUUCUCUUGCAUGGACAAUCGUGGUCGUCUACGUACACUGGGGUGCAGGCAUAGCCCCGGCGCUUUCGUGCAGAGAUGUAACAGGAAAAGAGACAGGCUCAGCAGCGGCAGCGUCAAUUUGGCCGACCCGGCAGUCCUCUGGGCUUGCUGCUUCGAGAGGACUUGCUGCUUCGUGGCUGGGGCUCCUGGAAGGCAAAGGUGCCGAAAGAGUCAUGGCGAGUCUUGCUGGAGUGUCCUCACUUCUCCUCGCAUUCCGCUCCAACUCGGCUCUGGCCCGCUGGGAUGCAGCGGCCAAACAUUGGACCGGCGUCAAGAGUGCGAGUAGCAGCUUGCUCCGGAUCCUUGCUGGAGGCUUACCAGAGCUAGAUAUGGAGGAGCUGAGCGAAAACGACGAGCCGGAUGCAGACUACAAGCAGCUGGGGGAGUUGCGAGAAGAAACGGAUCUACAGUCUCUGCUCCGUCUAGUGCCCUGCUUCUGCCUUGCUCUCUUUCAUCAGCUAGAAGGAGCACGCUUAGAGCUCGAAGGCGAGGAGAGGGGUUAUGGUGGGCAGGGCCGCCGAUCUCAUCAAGCAGCGGACGCGAAGCAUGUUGGGCGAGUGGACUACGGAUCGCCUCAAGAAUUGUAUGCACUCUUGCCCGAGGGCUUCGUUCAUAGAAUGUGGCAGCGUCAACGACGUAGGAACCGCAGACGGACAUGUUCUCCUGCUGACACGGAAAUUGGGAAUGGGGGAGCCGAUGAGGAGCACGAUGCAGUCUCCUUGUCACAGUCGACGGAAGCUAGGCGUGAAGCUCUUCUGAGCCAGAACGUCGACGAAGCACAAGAGCUAGCAGAGAAGGCGCUCCACAAGUCUCGACACAGCCCUGCAGCCCUGACUGCCAGUGGUCAAGGCGAGACGGAUGUGCUCAGGCCGGAUGACCUCGCUGGGGACAUGAUGCGGGAAAUGCAAUGGCUUUUAGGGAGGCUCAAUGGGGGACUUCCGGACCUGAAGGAUGUCAUUGAUACACCUAGAGAGCGCACAAGAGGCGACUUGACGCAUAGCUCCAGCGCUGGUAGCAUUCGGGGCGAGAAAAGAAAGAGGGACCGCGAUCGUGUUGUCGGCAACAGUGGCAAAGGUGAUUCUGGUAAUGCUGCAGAAGAGGAGCAAGAUGGUUCGCAGCAGCGCACGUCACUCGACACUGAGCAACAAGGGCUCGAGGGUACUGCUGCUGAAGAGGUCACAGCCAUGCACACUGCUGCUGUGUCCGUCAGGAGCUUCGCAGACAGCGGCAAGCCUAAGCUCGCUACGCCGUUGUUUGCGCACUGCGUGGGCCUGCUCAAUUCGUUGAGCAGCCAUAAGACUGAAUUGGAGCAGCUCAGAGAUUUACCCAUGCCGUAAGUCCGCUAGCAGACAGAACAAAGAUGUGAAAGGCGAGAAGCAUCAACUCACUGCUGUGCCUUUUUGCACACAAACAGGGCAAUCCUUUCCUCACACCUUCACUUGCUCCUCAAUCUUCAUGUCAUCUUCCAUCCGCUCCUCAUUGUGCCCCUGUUCCUGCCUCUUCCGACCUGCUGCUCUGCAGGAGCUACGCCUGUGGCAUCGGGAAGUACUGCAGUGACACUGGCGCUGCUGCUGUCUGUACUGUGCAGCGCGGUGUUGCUGAUACUGCAUGCCAUUGCAGAGGCUCUAGCGCAACCAUUUGGAAAAGGCAGAGAGAAAUUGCCCAUGGUGAGAUGGGUGGUCGGGGUGGUACAGGAAUGGAGGGAGCUAGGAGAGUGAGCAUGGGUCAAGAGAAGUACUCUCUUCACACCAGUGCAACGACAUUGCAGUUUCUAACGCGCCAUAGCGCCCGGAAUUAUGUGCUUGCCAGGCGCUGGU
Molecule: messenger RNA, 2140 nt
Organism: Microstroma glucosiphilum
Lineage: Eukaryota; Fungi; Basidiomycota; Exobasidiomycetes; Microstromatales; Microstromataceae
Exons: 2
Coding region: 497-1660 (387 amino acids)
Source: RefSeq, a predicted model, not a curated record